Messenger RNA from Brassica napus (rape), 2622 nucleotides. RefSeq names its product transcription initiation factor TFIID subunit 4b. The record is from RefSeq and is a predicted model, not a curated record. The transcript has 15 exons. Bases 147 to 2510 code for a protein of 787 amino acids. Lineage: Eukaryota; Viridiplantae; Streptophyta; Magnoliopsida; Brassicales; Brassicaceae. Gene Ontology annotation, molecular function: RNA polymerase II general transcription initiation factor activity; DNA binding; protein heterodimerization activity. Gene Ontology annotation, biological process: transcription initiation at RNA polymerase II promoter. Gene Ontology annotation, cellular component: transcription factor TFIID complex.
CGGAAAUAUAUUUUACUCAUAUAGAGAAGGAGUGAUCCACAAAUUUCAGCUAAAGGAAGGACGCAUGUGUAAUUUUCUCACCAGACGAGAAUACUUUCCUUUAAAUUCCUCCCUUGGCCGAGCUCUCGCUUUCUCUUUCCAAAUCAAUGGAUCCUUCAAUUUUCAAACUCCUCGAAGAAGACGAGGAUGAAUCGAUGCACUCGGGAGCUGAUGUGGACGCGUUCCAGGCCGCUCUGAAUCGAGAUAUUGAAGGCUCUACGAACCCUCCUGGAAACACCCAUUCUCCCAACCAACACUUCACAGCUACAUGGAAGAAUGAUAUAGGAGAUGCCAGUAUGAAUCUCCAGACGCAGCACAGCCUUGACAGCACUCAGAUGAAGGAUCAACAUGGAUCGGCUUUAGACGGUCAACACCAACAUGAUUUAAAACGUGCAAAUGAACCUCAAGACCUUCAUCGACCAGGUCAGCAUUGGGACAAUCCUCCGCAGGUGCCCCAAACAUCUGGGUUGCAGAUUUCUGAAAAGAACCCUACUGGUAAUGAACCUGAAAGACCGCAUAAUCAAGAGAGUGAAUCUCAGUUUCUUAAACUGCAAAAGAUGAGUAGUCAACAGGCUCGUGGAAUGGAACAGCCUCCUGUUAAUCCUCUGAACCGCAACCCUAAGCAAGUUCCUUUUGCUGCUUUGCUUCCUACCUUAAUGGCCCAACUCGACAAAGACAGAGCGCUGCAGCUCCGUACCCUUUAUUCCAGACUUAAGAAAAAUGAAAUCCCCAAAGAAGGGUUCACCCGACAUAUGAAGGAUAUUGUAGGCGAUCAGAUGCUUAGGCUAGCAGUUAGUAAACUACAGCAGGUGGGUUAUAACCAGGGAAAAAUGGGAAUUCAAGCUCCUUCUACUGAAAUUAAUAAUCAAAAGUCUCAGUCUGACCCUCGUGGAGUCGUCCACCUUAACCAACUAUCUUCGUCAACAAGCAGUUCAGUUCCUGUGCAGGGGCUUACCAAACAUCCGCCGCACCAAAUGCAGCUUCCACCAAGCUCUUUUCCCAUGUAUACCAGCUCCGGUAAUAUUCACUCAUUCAACACCAAUGUUUCUGGUUCCCCAUUGAGACCACACCUUCAUGAUCCCCAUAUGAGACAUGUGGCGCAUAACCAGACCAUGGGAUCAUCUGGUCUUGGAGGACCGCCACAGUCUACGACAAACAUGAUGACUAUGCCCAAGUUUGAGAGGCAAACUUCUGUCAAUGAUCCUAGUAGGGUUCAAGGUGGCGCUACAUCGCACUUCCAAAACAGCUCAUCACUGCCACCUGGUCAAGGAUCAUCAAUGUCCAAUGUGAAGCAGGAAUCAGUUGAUCAAAGUUUUGAACAGAAGAAUGCAGCCUCAGGGGCUUCGAAGGAGGAUUUAGAGAAGGACUCCUCUAGAAACAUGGCGCAUGCAAGCUCUGUUUCUCCUUCUUCCAUCACAACUCAACUAGACGCUAGCACAGCAAUGAAUUCUCGUGGUCCAUUGGGUACGUCUCAAGCAGGAGUUAAUGCUAGGAUGCCACCCAAAAAGCCUUUUGUUGGUCAGAAGAAACCUCUUGAGACUUCAUCGUCACCACCAAGCAAGAAGCAAAAACUGGUCCCGAAUUCUAUGGAUCAAAGUAUUGAACAGCUCAAUGAUGUCACUGCAGUCAGUGGUGUUAAUCUCAGGGAAGAGGAAGAACAAUUAUUCUCUGGGGGAAAGGAGGAUGGUCGUGUUUCUGAAGCAUCUCGGAGAGUUGUGCACGAAGAGGAAGAAAAACUAAUUUUGCAGAAAAUUCCUCUGCAGAAAAAGCUGGCUGAAAUUAUGGCAAAAGUCGGCUUAAAGCAGAUAAGCAAUGAUGUUGAACGGUGCUUGUCUUUGUGUGUGGAAGAAAGGAUGCGAGGACUAUUAUCUCAUAUAAUUCGGUUGUCCAAGCAGCGAGUUGAUACUGAGAAAUCUAGACACCGGACUGUUAUCACGUCAGAUGUUCGGCAGCAAAUCAACGAAAUGAAUCAGAAGGUGAAAGAGGAAUGGGAGAAGAAACAGGCUGAAGCAGAAAAGCUUAAGAAACCGAGUGAGAGUGAAGAAGGUGAUGGUGGAGUUGAUAGUGAGAAGGAGAAAGAAGAUAACCGUUCAAAGGGUUUGAAGGGAAAUAAAGAGGACGACGACAAAAUGAGAACGACAGCUGCAAACGUUGCUGCUCGUGCUGCUGUGGGAGGAGAUGAUACGUUUUUAAAAUGGCAAUUAAUGGCAGAAGCACGUCAGAAAUCUGUAUCUGAAUCUGGUAAAGAUGGGACUCAGAAAGCUACUUCAAGUGGAGGAAGAACCUCCAAGGACAAGCAAGACAGUGGGCGACGGUUUACUGGAGUUGGUGGUCGAAGAUUAGGGAAGAACCAAGGUUCGUCGCUUCAACCAAAAGUGGUGAGGACAAUCUCGGCGAAGGAUGUGGUUGCUGUCCUGGAAAGAGAGCCUCAGAUGUCUAAAUCUAUUCUAAUGUAUCGAUUACUUCAAUAGGAAGCUUCAUUAUCACAGAAUUGUUAUAUUUACUUCAAUAGGAAAGCUUCAUUAUCACAGAAUCGUUAUAUUUAUAAGCUUCUGAUGAUAAUUUAAUCGUCAAGACACCAAA